Tachysurus fulvidraco (yellow catfish) is the source of this 2508-nucleotide messenger RNA. It is a transcript of the gene mmgt1, whose product is annotated as membrane magnesium transporter 1. Lineage: Eukaryota; Metazoa; Chordata; Actinopteri; Siluriformes; Bagridae. The record is from RefSeq and is a predicted model, not a curated record. The transcript is spliced from 4 exons. Gene Ontology annotation, cellular component: plasma membrane; Golgi apparatus; EMC complex. The coding region runs from base 78 to 467 and encodes 129 amino acids.
GGAAGUGUUUGAAUCCGGCUUCACGCUGCUUGUUCGCUUUAGCCGACUGGAAGCAGUGCAUUGCGUUCACAUGAAAAAUGGCUUCGUCCUUUUGGAAAGGCGUUGUUGGUUUAGGACUGUUCGCUUUGGCCCAUGCAGCUUUUUCGGCGGCGCAGCAUCGAUCAUACAUGCGGCUGACAGAAAAGGAAAAUGAAACUCUUCCAAUAGAUAUAGUAUUACAGACGUUGUUAGCAUUUGUGGUUACAUGUUGUGGAAUAGUCCACAUCUCGGGUGAGUUUAAAGACAUGGACGCAUCUUCAGAGCUUAAACACAAAACAUUUGACACAUUGAGAAACCACCCGUCUUUCUACCUGUUCAAUCAUCGAGGCAGGGUGCUUUUCAGCUCCGAGCCAGAGGCUCCCACUGUAACUCCUCAGGCUUUGCCGUCCAAUCCGCUGAGGUUACGCAAGCUGGAGAACUUUCACUGAGACUAGCCUUGAAAGGGGUUUCCCUUGCCUGUUUUGCCGUCUUUUUCUUCCUCUGCAUCAGUAAUCUCCUCGGUUGGAAUGGGCACACUCUGUGCAUACGUCAAUAUGCUGUACAAAUCUGCAUCUCAGCGUGGUUACUAUUUUGAAGUCUAUGGACUGUGCCAAUUCCUCAUUCUUAUUUUUUUCCAAACUCAUACAUUUGUCUUAAAACGUCAGAAAGAUACACUGUACUCAAUCAGGUGGCACACAGAGAAGGGAGAAGCCAUCCUCCUCCUUUUCCUACUCUUCCUGUUUCAUGAUGAGCCCUAAUCCCAUCUCUUAUCCUGUUCAGUUUGCCACAUUACCUACUGUGCUGCCAUGUUUAACUGAGGUUUUUUCUUCCCCACAUCCUUUUUAAAGGAUGUAACUACUAUGGACCAUUAAUUUUACUUAUGUUAAGAUAUACUAUUUAUGACUGACGGACUACAACAUAGAUUUUGGUAUGCAAAUAAUGCUAAGGUUAGUGUAAUUACUAAAUUGAUGCCUGGUCUGGGAAAUGAGAAAUAAAGACGUCUAAUAAUGCUAACAAUACUGUGAACGCGCUGUGGAAAAUGAAUGCUACACCACUUUUUUGUUUUUUUUGGGGGGGGGUGGCCGGGAGUAUUGUUUUUUCCCCCAUUUUAUUUUCUGUUACAGUGCAUUUGAUUAUUUUUAACAAUAAAAUCUGAGAUUUUAUUGAUGAAUUUUACUGAAGAGAUGUAUUCAUUUUCAAGUAUAACAGGACAUCUCUUCAAUGUGAUAUCUAGAAUAUAUGUAUAGAACUAAAAUGGGUGACAAGUUAAAGGAAGGUCAUUUUUUUAUAAUGGUUUAAAUACACUCAUCCCCUUAGAACUGGGGUGUCAGAACUAAGGAUAUUGAUUUUAUGCCUCUGUCACUUGAAAACAAGAUUUUCAUUAGCACAUAAUCUCAAAAGGAUGGUCGAAUGUUUAGAACAUUUUUUUUUAAUUAGCAAUUCUCAAAUUGAUCCACAGAGGGAGAAGGUCACAGCAAGAAUGAAUGUACAAAAUAGAUUUUCUUCAGUUGCUUCCUUCCUGUUUGAAGCAUCUUUCAAGGGUAUUUCUGGUCUACAAUUUAGUAAAAGGAAGAACGUGAUGGUGGUGAAAGCAUCCCAGUCAGUAUUGUUAAUGUCAAGUUCUUCAUAUUCUGUGAAUUAACACUACCAAGAUUCUUAAAAUAGAAUAGGAGAUAAGGAUAUAUUAGUGGUAACUGUUAACCUGUACGUUUUUGUAGAAAUCAUUUAUUAGUCUGAUUACAGUAUUUUAAUUUAUCUUUUUAUUUUCCAAUUAUUGAAAUAAUAGAGUUGAGAAGAACUCACACAGGCUGUAAAAAAAAAAAAAAACUCCUCAAUUUCACGUGUUUUCUCUUGUUUUUAACAUGUUUUUAGUUUUCUGCAAAUUGAAAUUUGGUGUCAAUGAGUCAUAUUAAAGGUCGAAAUCCAGUGCAUAUUUUUUGAUCAUUUUCAGGCCAUCAAAUACGGCACCCAGGCAAUGAUCUUAUCAGCCCUUCAGCCUGAGAAAUGUUAGCCCAAACAUGCUAUAAAGUGGAAUGUAUGAAACGUGGACAGUCCCCUCACUGCAGCUCUCUAAUGUUAUUUCUCAUCACCUUUUAUCCUCUAAUGAAACCUUUCUGCCCCGUUGAGAGUGCUUUCUUCCAGGGUGAUAAUUUUCCCAUCCACAGGGCAUGAGGGCUCACUGAAUGGUUUGAGAAGUAUGAAAAUAUAAUGCUAUGGCUUUCACACUCACCAGAUCUCUUCCUUGAACAAAAAUGAAAGUCCUUUGCAGUGCUCCAUACCAUCAUCAUCAACUGACCAAAUAUAUUUUAUAAGAACGGUGUUAAUGCAGAGGUGCAUUUUGGCAUAAUCCCAGUAUUUUUUUUUUUUUGUGUGUCAAACAUUUGUAUAUAAAAUCAGCCAAACUAUAUGGUUAGUUUGGCUUUUACAUAGUGACUGUGUGAGUUAAGGUGACUGUUCUGUGUAGAUGUGAAAUAAAUCUAUGAAUGAGUC